AUGACAGGUCAUGUUAUUGGCCUUAAUCUCAAUAGCAGUUAUCUCUAUGGCUCUUUCAACUCCAAUAGUAGCCUGUUCAGCCUGGUGCAUCUUCAAAGUCUACAAAACUUAGAAGUUCUUAAUGUGAGAUACAACCAAGAUCUCACUGGAUAUUUGCCCGAAUUUAAUCGAAGUAGUCCUCUCAUCUCACUGAAAGUUGAGUUUACUAGUUUUUUCGGAACCAUACCUCCUUCGAUUGAAAAGAUUAAUUCAUUGCAAAAGUUGGAUGUUGCUCAAUGCAAUUUUUCAAACUCGUUGGUUCCAUCUGCAUUUGGCAAUCUUAGACAGCUCACUUACCUAGACAUUUCAGCAAGCCGAUUUGGAGGUCCAAUUCCUGAUUCUUUGGCAAACCUUACCCAAUUGACUGUGUUUAGAGUUAGUACAAGUUCUUUAACUGGUCCAAUUCCAUCUUGGCUAGCCUCAUUUUCCAAUCUCAUCAAUCUCAAGAUCCUUUGUCUACAGUCAAAUAACCUGAGCGGUGUAGUGGAGUUUCAAAUGUUUCAGAAGCAACAAAAUCUCUACCAACUCCAAUUGAGUUCGAACAACUUUGAAUUUGUUACUGGAUCCAAUAUUAUGAAUGCAGCUCUUCAACAGUUCACCAUUUUGUCUUUGAGUUCAUGCAAUUUAAAAGAGUUCCCAUAUUUCCUACAAAAUCAGACAAAUUUGGAGCGGUUGGAUCUGGCAGGCAACAAAAUCGGUGGCGAAGUACCAAACUGGAUGUGGAAUUUAAGCAAGGAAACUCUGGUACUCCUGGACAUUUCUGGAAACUUAUUUUCAGGAGAACUUCCAGCUGUCAUAGCCUGGGUUACCCUACUCUCUUUGAGGCUUUCAAACAACAUUUUUCAUGGACGAUUACCGAUCCCUCCACCAUCCUUGCUAGAAUAUGGAGCCAAUAACAACAAAUUUACUGGAGAAAUUCCACCAUUGCUUUGCAAUAUGAAUUCUCUUCUGUACCUUGACUUGUCGACAAAUAACUUGUGGGGCACGCUUCCUCAGUGUCUCGGAAACUUUAGUGAGG
Messenger RNA from Prunus avium (sweet cherry), 1057 nucleotides. The record is from RefSeq and is a predicted model, not a curated record. NCBI's taxonomy places the organism in Eukaryota, Viridiplantae, Streptophyta, Magnoliopsida, Rosales, Rosaceae.